Messenger RNA from Sordaria macrospora k-hell, 1446 nucleotides. The record is from RefSeq and is a predicted model, not a curated record. NCBI's taxonomy places the organism in Eukaryota, Fungi, Ascomycota, Sordariomycetes, Sordariales, Sordariaceae.
AUGCAUAUUCACUCCCUUCUUGCCCUGACCCUGGUGGCCACCACUUCGGCCUUGCCCUCCCUUCCAGAAUGUCUCAUGAACGAGGAGAACCGCUCGCGCGCCUGCCGUGAGAUUGGCCCCGUGCAGAGCAAGCCGGAGAAUUUUGACGGCGAGAAGCAGCAGAACCGCGGCGGUCUCCAGGGCCAGAUCGAAUAUGUCGACCAGCAGAUCGGCAAGGAGAUCGAGUGCCCCGAGUGCAGCAAGAACAUCGUCGGCGACCUGGCCCAGUCCGGAUCCAUCGGACAUAACAACAUGGUCACUGGCCAAGGUGAGCAGCAGCUCGACAUGAUCAAUGGCAAGACCCAUGAGGAGUGGAUUGGUAUGGGCGAGAAGCAGCAGGAUGCCAUGCCCCAUGGCCAGAAGUCCAACUUCAAGAUUGGCCAGAAUCAGAAGCGCAACCAGCACUUCGGCCAGCUUUUUAACGGCCAAUCCAACACCCACGGCUCCAUGAACAUGGACACCGGCAAGGCCCAGCAGGAUGAGCUCAUCGCCAAGGGCCAAGGUAUGACCCAGGAGCUCUACAACGGCAUGGGCCAGGCCAACGGCCGCUUUCAGGAGCGCGACCUCACCCACAACUGGGGCAACCAGCUUUACCAGGGUCAGAACGAUCAGCAGGAGCAGUUCAACAAGGGCCAACAGACCCAAGAGAUGUUCAAGUCCAACGGUAUCAUCCAUGACUUCAACAAGGGCCAGGGCAUCCAGCAACUGUACAACGGCCAGCAGAUGGACAACCAGCCUCAACAGCAGUGGAACAACGGUCCCAAUGAUAUCCUCAUGACUACUCAUCAAUUCUACCAGGGCCAGCCUAUCAACACCCAGGAGCUCAACAAGGUCCAAGGUCAAGGUAUCCAGCAGCUGUACAACGGCCAGCAGAUGGACAACCAGCUGUACAAGGCCGGUCAGAACACCGGUGUCUUGAUGACCACCGGCCCCAACCAUCAGCAAGAGCAGUUCAACAAAGGCCAACAGACUCAGCAGCUGAACCAGAUCGGCGGCCAACAGACCCAAGAGAUGUUCAACAAGGGACAACAGACCCAAGAGAUGUUCAAGUCUACCAACAACAACGGCAUCCAAGCCCGUCACGAGAUCACCCAGACCGGCAUCGCUGAGCACCUCGAUGGUCAGAACAAGCAAGGUCAGCAGGAGAUGUUCUCCGGCCCUACCCAGUCCAAGCCGACAGAGGAGUGGAUCCAGAACGGCAAGCAGCAGGAGCAAUUCUCCGGGCAGAAGCAAGGCCAAGAACUCUUCAACGGCAAGCAAGGCCAACAAGAACUCCUCCGCCUCGUGUUCACCCCCCAGCAAAUGCUCAACUUUGUCUCUUCCCAGGGUCAGCAGCAGUGGGUUAGGGAGCAAAUCGUUCAGGAGAACGGGAAGCAGCGGGCUGUUUGGACUUGUGAGAAGUGUUGA